AUGGAGCACAAGUGUAAAAUCCUUGUGGCCUUCGCUUUCGCGGCCUUCUUAUCCUUGAGCUCGGCGGCUUCCAUCAAGGAAGAUUUUGGCUUUGAGAACUUGGACAAACAUCUCGAUUUGCCACAGACCUUCCGCGAUAAGAGGCAUCAGAGCGAGCAUUUCGAUCUUCUCGCGGCUGAGAAAGAUGCCGCGGGAGAUGAUCUGUCGGAAUCGCUCGACAAGAGGUCGAUCAUGGAAGAGAUCAAGGAGACAAGCCUGGAGCUCGAGAAGGGUGAGGAGAAACGAAGUGCGCACAAGGAGAACAGCGACGCUGAGGAAAAUAUUCAGGUCGACGCAGCUCCAUUCAAAAACGUGCACAACGUUGUCCACGCCUUGUUGUACACGAAGGACCUGGACUUGGUCGAGAAGCUGCAAGAAUUACGAGAGAACUCCACCGAUGCCGACAACAAACUCAACGACAAAUUACUGAAACGUCAUAUCGACGAUGCGUUAUCCGACGGUAUCCUGGGAGCGAACUUCUUCGAAGACGUCCCCUUGGAACGAUUGGACGCGCACUCCUGCGAGGUCGAAGCCUUCGACUUCGGCCACGUGCACCAUUCGGGCUUGCUGAGCCACCAGUUAUUCUGCGAGAUGAGGAUAUUGCACCACUACCUGCUGCACUCCUACCGUCACUUGAAAUCCGAGGUCAGCCUGGGACCUUUGAUCGGCGACGAGUUCAGAGGCGACCUUUUCGGCAGUUUUUACCGCCACACUCCGGAACUGAUCGAGACCAUCAUCAAGGAGCCCCAUCAUCUGCUGUCCUUACCGGGAAUCAUCUGCGACAUCGUGCCGUUCCACGGCAUCUUCCGCGCCAUUCACCGAAUCUUCCACGUCUUGCUGAAGGUGCUGCACUUCGUACACGAGCUGGUUAGAGAACACCUGCACCACAUCUUAGAGCACAUCCUUCUCCAUCAUCACUUGGGCCACCACCUGCUGCGCUUGAUACACCACUUAGGACACUUCCAUUUACUGGAGAUUCUUGGCCUGAAACUUCCGCUGAACGAGGUCGCAGAACCGAUCCUGCCCGCUGUGACCGAACACGAUAGCGAAAUCUACAUCCCAGACUACUACAACUCGUUCGAUGAGAUACUCCAUUCCAUCCGAGGCUUCUACGACGGCUACUUCGCGUCCGGAAUACACGACUUCUUCAAAUCUGACAUAAGCGGCUUAUCCUCGGUCACGUCGACCUCAGCGGUCAGCUCGUUCCUGUCGACGAUACCCUUCUUCAACAACUUCGUGCCGUCCAUCGACGUGGACGCAAUCAGUCCGGUAGUCCACGGCUUCGGUACAUUAUUCGCUCCAGUGAUAGGCGGCCUAGGCUCAGUGAUCAGUCCGGAAGUUGGCUACGGUUCUAUAGGAGAACCCGUCGAGACCGAAACCGUGAGUACUUCCGUGUCCAGCGCAACUAGCGAGGUCGACAUCAACGGUCCAGUAUUGGACAGUCCAAUAUUAGAGGGUCCUAUAGCUGACUACGACUACGGCUAUGACUCUUAUCCAAUAGCUUCUACUGUUGCAACCGAAGCAGUAGCUUCUGCCGCGGCUAGCGCGUCCAGCUCGGCGUCCACCGUCGGCGUAGGCGGCCCGAUAGUAGCGGGAUUCGGUCCUGGCUACGGCUAUGGAUAUGGUCCAGAGUUCAGUCCUCUAGGCUAUGGUUACGGCUAUAACCCUAUUGCAGCCGGUGUUCCCGUCGCAAGCGAAACGGCAACUUCUGCCGCGGCUAGCGCGUCCAGCUCGGCAUCCACCGUCGGCGUAGGCGGCCCGGUAAUAGCGGGCCCAGGGAUCAGUCCUCUAGCUGGCCCCGGCUAUGGUUACGGCUAUAACCCUAUUGCAGCCGGUGUUCCCGUCGCAAGCGAAACGGCAACUUCUGCCGCGGCUAGCGCGUCCAGCUCGGCAUCCACCGUCGGCGUAGGCGGCCCGGUAAUAGCGGGCCCAGGGAUCAGUCCUCUAGCUGGCCCCGGCUAUGGUUACGGCUAUAACCCUAUUGCAGCCGGUGUUCCCGUCGCAAGCGAAACGGCAACUUCUGCCGCGGCUAGCGCGUCCAGCUCGGCAUCCACCGUCGGCGUAGGCGGCCCGGUAAUAGCGGGCCCAGGGAUCAGUCCUCUAGCUGGCCCCGGCUAUGGUUACGGCUAUAACCCUAUUGCAGCCGGUGUUCCCGUCGCAAGCGAAACGGCAACUUCUGCCGCGGCUAGCGCGUCCAGCUCGGCAUCCACCGUCGGCGUAGGCGGCCCGGUAAUAGCGGGCCCAGGGAUCAGUCCUCUAGCUGGCCCCGGCUAUGGUUACGGCUAUAACCCUAUUGCAGCCGGUGUUCCCGUCGCAAGCGAAACGGCAACUUCUGCCGCGGCUAGCGCGUCCAGCUCGGCGUCCACCGUCGGCGUAGGCGGCCCGGUAAUAGCGGGCCCAGGGAUCAGUCCUCUAGCUGGCUACGGCUAUGAUUACGGCUAUAACCCUAUUGCAGCCGGUGUCCCCGUCGCAAGCGAAACGGCAACUUCUGCCGCGGCUAGCGCGUCCAGCUCGGCGUCCACCGUCGGCGUAGGCGGCCCGGUAGCAGCGGGUCCAGGGAUCAGUCCUCUAGCUGGCCCCGGCUAUGGUUACGGCUAUAACCCUAUUGCAGCCGGUGUCCCCGUCGCAAGCGAAACGGCAACUUCUGCCGCGGCUAGCGCGUCCAGCUCGGCGUCCACCGUCGGCGUAGGCGGCCCGGUAGCAGCGGGUCCAGGGAUCAGUCCUCUAGCUGGCUACGGCUAUGGUUACGGCUAUAACCCGAUAGCAGCCGGUGUUCCCGUCGCAAGCGAAACGGCAACUUCUGCCGCGGCUAGCGCGUCCAGCUCGGCGUCCACCGUCGGCGUAGGCGGCCCGGUAGCAGCGGGUCCAGGGGUCAGUCCUCUAGCUGGCUACGGCUAUGGCUAUGGUCCAGGGUUCAGUCCUCUAGCUGGCUACGGCUAUGGUUACGGUUACAACCCUAUCGUAAACCCGGUAGCAGCCGCUGUUCCCGUCGGAACAGUAGCUUCUGCCGCGGCUAGCGCGUCCAGCUCGGCGUCCACCGUCGGCGGCCCAGUAGUAGCGGGUCCAGGGGUCAGUCCUGGCUACGGCUAUGGUUAUGGCCCAGUAGCGCCCAUUGCCCACCCUGUGGAUACCGCUGUCACCAGUUCCUCCGCGUCCAGUUCAUCCACCACCACCACCGUCGUUGAAUCGCAACCAGCGAUCGCUGUCGAAGCACCCAUAGUAGUUCCGGUAGCCGCUCCAGUUUCCAUCUCGGAGACCACGGCGGUGGCGACAGCGAGCUCUGCCGUGGUUGAACCCGCUGUCGUGGAAGCAGUUCCCGAAGUCGUCGACUGCGCACCGGUUCCCACUGCCACCAUAGCUGCCGCGUCCGCCACAGCGUCCGCCUCUUCAGUCUCGGAAGCAAUCCCUGCGCUUCCGUACAACGGCGGCUUCGCGCCCGCCACGACUGCGGCGGCUAGCGCGGCCGCCUCCAGCAGCGCGACCGUCUCCGCGAUCAACGAUGUGGCCGAGCCGCUUCCAUACUCCGGAGUCGCCGACUACCCCAGAUUCUCUCUGAUCUACCCCUAUGGCCAAGGAUUCUACCCUGCGUAUCGGGCUCCCGCCGCAACUGUCUCGUCGACGACCAGCACAGUCAUUACCAAGCGCAACUUCAGCUUCGCCUUGCCCAGGGAAAAGAUCAUCGAUGUCUUAGGCAGCGACUGCAUUGUGCCGGGAGACGUCGUGACCGUCACCUUGAAGAACAAGUCUGUCUUGUACGGUAGCGUGCUGGACGCCAUCAGUCCGAUCAACUUCAGCUUCCUCAGGCCGAAUCUGAGCGGCGCUCGAUACUGGAACAUCCUGCACAGCGACUUCAAGGAUCCCGAAUGCAUCGGGAUAUUCAACGACCCUGCGCUCUUGAACAUCUAUUAG
This is a messenger RNA of Dinoponera quadriceps, 3948 nucleotides long. RefSeq names its product mucin-19-like. The coding region runs from base 1 to 3948 and encodes 1315 amino acids. The transcript is spliced from 3 exons. Lineage: Eukaryota; Metazoa; Arthropoda; Insecta; Hymenoptera; Formicidae. The record is from RefSeq and is a predicted model, not a curated record.